CACAGAGAAGCUUUCCGUUGCCAAUGGUAACUAGGAUCCUCAAAUAAUGAAUUGCGACACAUAAACGGUAACGUUAACGGUAACAUAAAAACUCCUUUAUUUUACUUGAAAGCGCAUAUACCGACCGUCGACUUCGAUUCAUCAUCCGAGAAUGAAGAGAUUAUCACCAUAUAUCAAAGACCAGCUGGUCUUUCCCUGAAGGUCCCUGAAGACUUUGACAGUUUUUCAAUUGAUGAUGAUGAACUAGAGGAGCUGUUGAAACCUGUAACACAGACAUGCUGGUCAAAAGAGACUUGCAGCCAGAGUGUGAAGUUGGACGAUGAUGAAAUUGUAGAAGGCACCUCUGGAACUCAGUGGGGUACACAACACCCUGAUGCUGAUGUUGAGGCAGGUGUUUGUGAGAGAGGUAUUGUGGAGUUGAAUGGAGCCCAGCUGGAUGCCUCCGUAAAACUGAAUGUGGACAACACAAAAUCUGAUGAGGUUUUUCCCAUUCUCUCAUUUGCGAGGCUUGACCAGUGGGAUCUGGAUGACGUCCUCCGAAAUCUGAGAGAGGAUGGGCUGUCUCUGCAACAAUGUGUGUCAGUUGAACCUGCGAAAACACAAGCAGAUGGUGAUCAGGACAGUUCCCAGGGGAAUAUAAUGGAGAGACUAGUUGCUUUCUGUAACAGCCAGUCAUCUAAGUCUGUGUCAGAGCCUGUGAAAAGUCCAAACCGCCUCAGACAGAAUAAUGUGUGGAACAAAUCAUCAGAAAGGAUGGCAGCAGAGUUGCAGCUGAGCCACCAGGAAUGUCCCACUGUAUAUAUUGAUCUCCGUUGCCCUGAUCCUUCAAUACAACCACCAAGAACAUCCCCAAAUCUUUCAUCAGGGUCCAAGUCACUGGUCAAACACAACACUCACCAGGAAACACCGCCUGCAAAGAAACCCAAUCUUAAAGUGCAUACCGGAUCAUGGAUGGGGGACAGGGAGGUGACUGGCAAGAGUAUGUUGCUUCAGAAAAUAAGGGAGAUGAAUAGAAGUGGGACUAAAUAUCCCAAUAAAUAUACAGCAGAGGAACUGAAAGAGAAGCUACCCCAGCCUGUACAGUCUACAUAUAGCCAUGAGUCACACCAUCUGUGGAAAGAUAAACAACCUUUACGUGUACAUGUACAGUUUGAGUACAGAAACCCUAAAAUGGAAAGCCCAACAACAGCUCAGCAAAGUUUGAUCAAAGAACGAAAGCAGCAGAGUGACCAACAGAGACAACAAGUUAAGCAGACAUUACAACAUAAACAACACCAGCAAAUUCUUAAGCAACUGGAAGUACAUCGUCCAACAAAAUCUGUCAAUCAGAAGCAGCCAGCUGCUGAAAGAACUGAUGUUCUUUAUGAUUUUGAAGCAUCUCAUCUACAGUCAAUCACUACACUACCAGCAGAUAUUGAAAGUAAGGGGUGUAUGCUGCUGAUCGUCAACCUCUCCGGUCCUGGUAUGGUUGGAGACAGAGCUCACGGGAGGAGAAAACAUCUGUAUACAGCUGAAACUAAAUCACACAUCUACAACACUUUAGUGGCUUGGUUUCUAUCUUUGGUUGGCCCAGACCCACAUCAUGAUGAAGAUGAGGUUCGUGCAAUGGUCCCAUUCUGGGUUGCAGGACUUCAGCAGCUGUGGACAGAGGAUGGACUGGCUUUGCAUGUUUUAGCUGUGGCUCGUCACAGUUAUACACCAAGGAAAAGGGAUAUAGACACCCAUGCACCUUUCUACAACCAUGUCUGCAGGUUCCUCUCUGAGACCUCACUCACUCUAAUUUCCCGCUGGCUACCUUACCUGAAGAACUUGCUGGACCAACAAGCCUAUGCCUCUCCCAUUCAUCUGCCCUCUUCAAGUUUAAAUUGUUUCAUCUCUGCUACCUCCAACAAAAAGGUUAUAGAUAGGACAUUUAGUCUCAGUCCAGGGUUUUACUGGCAGACUGUGGAAACUCAGGAGUGUGUUUGUAAAGGCAGAGAGACCACACAAGAGCUGCACACAGAGGUGUCAGUUGCUCUGGGGUGCAAAGCUUUCUUUGUACAUCCCUUCAUAACACACUACACCCUCCAGCUUGUUCUCGACUCAGGACUCGACAUGUGUGGUCUGCGGCUCCUUUAUCCACCUCAGGGCUUCCUGAGUGACAGUGCUGGUGUUGUACCAGUUAUCCAGAGAACUGAUGAGACCUGCCAGCCUGUUCUUGCCCUAGCUGUCCGAGGCCCUCAUGCCCACUCAGUGUUGAAAGAUUUAACAAGUUCCUUGGAUCCUCUGCUGCCCAGAAAGACAGCUCCAACAUCUCUCAACCCUCUCCACUACAGAAGUCAAGAACCUCCACUCUUCUACUCCCCUCCACUGGCCAGUCAAGUCCACAGGGAGCUGUGCUUGUGGUUUUCAGGAAGACUUAGAGGAGGAAGUGCACAGAAAUACAACCAGCCUCUGAAUAGAGUUGUACCCUUGGAUGACAGAGUGGGAGGCAGCCUAUUCAAUUUAAGCAGAUCACCUUCCUUUCUGUGUGCUACAACAAAAGCUGACUUACUCCUCGUGGUGUCGCCUGGCGUGCCUCCGUGUUGCUAUGGCCAAGUGCUGGCUGUCUGUGAACGCAGAGGCUUCAGUCUGAGGGGGCUGCAGAGACUGCAGCUUCAGAGCAAUGGAGCUGCAGUCCUUGGACUCACCAAUCAGCAGGCACUUGUGUUCUGCAGUCCACAUACUGUGACGCUGGAUCAGGAGGAGCUGGAGCUGCCCUCUCACUGUCUGGUGUUGUUACUGAGGAAAGAAAAUGCGAUGCACCACAGUGUUAGUCUGCCAGCAGCCCUAAUGACAGGGCUUAAGGCGCAAAAGCUUCUGGGUUGCAUCCACACCAGACUUGUUCACACAGUAGAGCCAAGUUUCUGUUUCCACACUGUGCCUUACAGCAGUUACCUGUUCCAUAUCUUUGUAAGAUGUAUGUGGCCAGUGCCAGAUCCUUCCAGUGUGAUCCUGUCCCAUCAGAAGUGUUUAUCCAACUCUGACAUGGAGCAGGUGGUGAUUUUGACCUUGUGUGGGAAGGACAUGAGCCAAGGCCUGAGCCUCCUACACAGAGUGCUGACAGAAGGGCCAGAAGGUGAUGUACAACAUGGAGGAUUCAAGCUGCUUGGCCUGAAGUGUCUGCCUGCGUUGACUCGACUUCAGGCUCAGGAACUGAUUCCAUACGAGGUGGGAGAGCAGCUGUGUCACGACAGCCUUGACAAUCUGAUGUCCUCUCCUGCCUUAGUGUGUUCUCUUAGACGGUUGAAUGCUCUUGCUUCACUGAGGAAGCUCCUACCACACGAUUACCCUGGUAGCCUCAGUGUCCUGGUGUCACCCACACCUGAAGUGGCUUUCAGACAAGCCUCCCUCUUCUUCUUUGAGCAUGAGAUGAUUCCUGACCACAGUGUACACCCACCUCGGAAGUUUCUUUCUCAGAACAGCAGUACAAAAGAUCCACAGAUGCUACUCACUGUGUGCCUGCUCAAGCCAAGAAUCUGGAAUCAUGCUCUGGCUAAAAUAGUCCGCAAACUCCAGCUGAGGGGCCUCACGUUGGUGGGCCUGCGUGUAGUGACCCUAGACAAAAGCAAUGCUAACUCACUACUGCCUGCAGAAAGUGACCCCUCACACUUGGAGGCCCAUGUGGAGUACUUGUGCUCUGGCUCCUCACUGGCUCUCUGCCUUGAGGGGGAGAAUGCAGUGAGGAGGCUGCUGGAUGUGUUGGGCCAAGAGGACUCAUCCCUGCGGACGACCUGUUAUGGCAUGGCUCAUUCAUGCAAUGGCAUCUAUGGAUCUGGAUCAUAUCAGAAAGCAAUUCAGGAUGUGAAGAGGCUUUUUCCACAAGGGGUCUGCUGUACUGAGACCAGCACAAUGAGACAAGAGCAGGUACACGUGUCACACACAAGACUUAGUACUUGGGUUGUACUUCUGACCGAUAAACAUUCUGUGUUUGUGCUUGGUUUCUUGGUUCAGAUAUUCAGCAUGUGCUUAGACCCUUUAACCUCCGUGGAGCGUGAACAGAGCUGCACACUGGCCCCUGUGGCCCAGGAAAGUCUGUCACCCUCGAUGGCAUCAGGCCCAAAUGGAGGGUCCCUGAUACACAGUGCUCUCUGGCAGACAACCUGUCUGCUGAUACCCUUAAAUGCUCCACCGCUCAGCCAAGUGCCAUCCCAGCUGGACAUGCUGGAGCAGCUGCUGAGGUCAGGCUGCCAUCUGGUGGCAGGGAGGAUGAGCAUACUGGAUAAUGAGCAGUGGAAACAUAUCGCUGAGACACUUAAAGUGUCAUCACGAAGAAAUGAGAGGAUGGCUCAUCUUUACACGGCACCCUGUGCCUUUCUCAUCAUGGCUCUGCAAGGGGAAACGAUUGUGACCUGCUUUAACUUGAUCCUGGAAAGCAUUUACAAGGAGAGGUCAGACCUAGAAAAAGUAGGGGAAAUGAUUAUCUACCCCGAGAGUGAGGAAGAGGCCGAGCAGCUGAUAUGCUGCCUAUUUGAUGCCUUGUCUCCUGACAGCUGUCAUACCAUUGUGCCAAUGGGUGCACGUGUACAAGCACAAUAAGCUCAAGUGGCCUGAAUGCAGAAGAUCAUUUAGAAAUCACAUUGUGGUCCACAAAAAUAUUGUAAGGCACUGGAAUUUUGAUUCUAAUUAAACAUGUUAUAUUUUGUCAUCUGACUCACACCAAACACUGUCUCAGAGAUGUAUUCUCUUGAUACCAAUUAACAUUAUGUAAUUAUUAAAAGGCACAGAUGUACUUGAAAGUGUAAUUGGUCCAUUAGAGAUAAAUUUAACAAAUAUAAAGAAAUGUAAGCUGUGCUUACCAAGUGAAUAUCUGUUUCAUUUCUUUUAGAAAACUUGAAUUGGGCCAAGUAGACCACUAGAGAGAUUGAGGGCCAACAACAAAUUGCCAUAACAACUCAGUUUUAAUUAUGUCUGUAUCUGCCAUUAAUGCUUGUGACAAUCAUCAUCUGUCCCCUGUAAUUUUACAAAUAACAAAAAUUAAUUUGGACCACGGCUUUAAGAAAUAGAAAACAAAGUCAGAUAGAAAGAAAGCACCUUACAGUCACUGUAGGCCUAUCAUAACAGCAUAUAAUGCAUAACCAUCAAUUUCCAAAGUGAUUGAGAUUAUGUAGUAAGCAAAAUCAACAAAAAAAACCCUUCAAAACAGUAGUUGUAGUGAAGUUUAUAUGGCCACUUCAGAAGCACAAAUGUCAUUCACCUUGACAUUCCUUCACUGUAGACAACAAUUAAAUGGACACCAAAUCCUUGCUUAAGGUCAGCAUGUGCUAGUCAGUAUUGCACAAACCUGCCAUAAACGUCAAUGUAUACCUAACACAAAAUGAAAUAUACAAAUACACAUUUUGUAAGGAUCUGACGCAUGCAUUUUUGAUCAUUUGUGUAUCAACUCACUAUAGCUAACUUUAGAUAGAAAAAGAUGCCAUUAAUUACGAUUAUUGAACAUCUAUUUAAGGUACUAGGUGAAUCCUUUUUAAAAUCAAUUUAGGUUUCUUACUGAAAUCAAACCAAUGAUGAAAUGUUUUACAAAAGAAAUAACAACAGUACAGGUCUUUGGUAAAACUGCAAAAAAUGAGCUCAAGUCCAUUAAUGUUGUAAGCAAAAGCCAUUAGCAUAGUCCUGUUGUUUACUCACUACGAGGAUAUACAGUAUGUCCUACUGAAUCAAAUAUCAGAUAAAAACCCAUCCAAAAACAGAAUUCCUGCCACUCACAAUUCUGGACUUUGCCUCAGUUUCAUCUGGAUGGCCUUGGUGCUCUGACCUGCCAUUUAUAACUCUGGGCAAGACCCGCCCUGUUCACAACUAUAGGCUGAUUUGUCAGAUACCUCAGCAAUUAUUUGAAUUCUGUUCAAGGGUAAAUCUUCCCUUUAGAAUACAUAUUUAGACAGCUACUAGAACACCACUUUGGUUCAUUUUUAGAUUAUCACACUAGACAUUAUUAAUUUAGUUGGCUUCACAGGCUAAACAAAAUAAACUAGAGGACCCUGUGAAAUUAGCUGCACCGUACACUGCUAUCCAGUGUAGGGGGGAAAUUUUUUUUAAAAAAAGGGACAAUCUACAGCAGUACAGGUGUGUGACAUCAUUCUAAGUGAUUUACAAAAGUACUGAAACUUUGACUCAAAUGCAUUUACAAAUGAAUAAUUCAAUCAAAUUAAGAUUUAGUCAAGCAGAAAACAGAUUAUUUCAUAGUUUCUGAAAUCUGAGCUGUGGAUGCAUUCAAAUAUCGAAAAAUGUAUAACAAGAAACUACAUUAAUACCUUUUCCAGUAGCAGCGAAGCUUGCAGAAAUUAUUAAGCCUUUACUACACUAAAAAUAAGUCAAUACAAAUAUUCUGGCAGUGUGACACAGUGCGAACUUUUUUUUAAAUUUUUUUGUAGCUGGUUAAUAUAUCGCAUAACAUGCAAUACCAGAACUUUAGGCUGCUUCUUAUGCUGUAAUAUAAUCAUGAAAACGCUGAAAUACCAUAACCUUUCUUGAUAUUUUUUUCCUCUGAGUUGCUUAAUUGUCAUUUAUGAGAAUGUAAACAAUGCAUUUUCCCAUAUUUAUAAGUAGCAAAAGGUGUACCUGGAGAUACAUGAUUUUCUAUUGAAUUUAAAGCAAGAAUAAAAACACAGUAGAAGGUCAUUUCAAUUAGAGGAACCUAAGCACAAAUCCUACGCAAAAUCCAACUUACAAGUUAACUACGGAAUUCCUUCAUUCACUGCAGAAUUAUUACAAUAAAACAAAUCAAAAGUUACUGAACUGUUUUAAAAGCAUUUUUAUAUGUUGCUAUACAAAUUCAUGUGUCCUGUUCUGUUUGCAUACUCCCAAACGUUAAUUGAAAAACCUAAUUUCAAAGACUGAAGCUGCACCAAAAGAGCACCACGACCAAGGAAUGAGUGGGUGGGUAGUUGAAGUCAGGACACAGGCACUGACAAUGUUUGUUUUCAGUUAUCUUCUGCAUAAAUACUUAAUGGGAUUGGGCCAAAUACACCGCCAUAUAUUUAUAUGUACACAUAUAGUCAUACACAUGUCAAUGCAAGACAAGACACAUUAUGCAGAAACCAGUGCACAAGCUUCAACUACUUCUGUUUGCUCUGACAAUUCAACACAUAACCUUUUCAACUAAGGCAAGGCACUUUCGAGUUAGAGGCCGAUAUGUUCUAGACAAGGUCAAGAGGCUAGAUUCCUACAAAAAUCACCAUCUCAGGCUUUUAGCAAAUACAAUACAUGCUUUUCUAAUGGCUAAUCUAUAUAAAUCUCUACAAAACAAAACUAACUGAUUGAAUAACAGCCUUAACAUGUAGCAUGUGCCUUACUGAUAUUACAACUGCUGGUUAUGCCUAAAAUGCAUUUUAAAUUUGCACUUAUUUGAUUGAAAUUUUAUAAAUCUAACUAUGAAAGUAGAAACUAUUAGGAACUUUUCUACGAAACCUUAAUAAUAUGUAGAACCAUGCCAUGAAUUAACAAUAGGAAACAUGAAAUAUUCAAAUUAUGUUUCACAGUACACACAAAAGCUUCAGACAUUAGCUUAUAUAGGAAAAAAAAUUAAAUAAAAAAAAAAGACAAAAAGACAAAAGAACACCUACAAAGCAGCUUAAAGCAAAUUUCUAUAUACCCUUUAAUAAUAAAGUCCCAGGUCAACAAAGUGCUUUAGUAAGAAAUCAAACUUCUUCAGAAAGUUGGUCAAAAUAAUGAUGCUUGACUGGUUGCAUUUAUAAAAA
Messenger RNA from Siniperca chuatsi (mandarin fish), 7715 nucleotides. RefSeq names its product dynein axonemal assembly factor 8. NCBI's taxonomy places the organism in Eukaryota, Metazoa, Chordata, Actinopteri, Centrarchiformes, Sinipercidae. The record is from RefSeq and is a predicted model, not a curated record. The transcript is spliced from 30 exons. Gene Ontology annotation, molecular function: dynein complex binding. The coding region runs from base 640 to 4557 and encodes 1305 amino acids.